GCUCACUGCUGGGCGAGGGAGGAAGGCGCAGGGAAGGAAAGCCAGCCCCCCAGACUCUGGGUGGGCUACGCCGCGGCCGGCGGACCUUCCUGGAUUGGAGAGGUGCGCGCCGUCUGCACCUCACCCUGCGGCUGACAUCUCCUGUCCAGGAGAUGGGCGCUGCAGCUUGAGUUUCUGAGUCUCGGGAACCACCACCUGCCCUUUGCCUCUGAGCUGUGCCAGGCGCCCAGAGAGAGUAUUCCAGACCUUAGAGAGGAGAUCAUCUUCAAAAAGCGAAAAUGAAGCUCACCUUUACACGCUGGGUUUUUGCCCUGUUCAUCUUUCUACAUCACCCAACCCCCGUUCUUCCUUCCGAUUCAAACACCACCUUUUCUCCAACAAUUGAGCCUGAGCCAUUCCUGUACGUCCUAGGACGAAAGAAGAUGAUGGAUGCACAGUUCCAAUGCUAUGAUCGAAUGGCAAAGUUACCCCCCUACCAAGGAGAAGGUCCAUACUGCAAUCGUUCCUGGGAUGGAUGGACUUGCUGGGAUGACACACCGGCUGGAGUGUUGUCCUAUCAGUACUGCCCCGAUUAUUUUCCAGAUUUUGAUCCAACAGAAAGGGUUACUAGAUACUGUGAUGAAAAAGGGUUUUGGUAUAAACAUCCUGAAGACAAUGAAACCUGGUCCAACUAUACCAUGUGCAACGCUUUCACUCCGGAGAAACUACAGGAUGCAUACAAUCUGUACUACUUGGCUAUCGUGGGUCAUUCUAUGUCGAUUUUCACCUUAGUGAUUUCGCUGGGGAUUUUCGUCUUUUUCAAGAACCUUAGCUGCCAAAGGGUGACUCUGCACAAGAACAUGUUUCUGACUUAUAUUCUGAAUUCUAUGAUUAUCAUCAUCCACCUGGUUGAAGUAGUCCCCAAUGGAGAGCUCGUGAGAAGGGACCCGGUGAGCUGCAAGAUUUUGCAUUUCUUUCACCAGUACAUGAUGGCAUGCAAUUAUUUCUGGAUGCUCUGCGAAGGGAUCUAUCUUCACACACUCAUUGUGGUGUCUGUGUUUACUGACAAACAUCAAAUGCGGUGGUAUUAUCUCUUGGGCUGGGGGUUCCCAUUGGUGCCAACCACUAUCCAUGCCGUUACUAGGGCGCUGUACUUCAAUGACAACUGCUGGCUGAGUGUGGAGACCCAGUUGCUUUACAUCAUCCACGGCCCUGUCAUGGCAGCAUUAGUGGUCAAUUUCUUCUUUUUGCUCAACAUUGUCCGGGUGCUCGUGAAAAAAAUAAGAGAAAACCAACAUGCUGAAUCGCACAUGUACCUGAAGGCGGUGAGGGCCACUCUGGUCCUGGUGCCCCUGCUGGGGAUCCAGUUCGUUGUCUUUCCCUGGAGACCUUCCAACAAGACACUUGCGAAAAUUUAUGAUUACCUGAUGCACUCUCUGAUUCAUUUCCAGGGAUUCUUUGUCUCGAUUAUCUACUGCUUAUGCAACAAUGAGGUGCAAACUACCCUGAAGCGUCAAUGGGCCCAACUCAAGACCCAAUGGGGUCUGCCUUGGAUGAGCGGCAACAGCCGCCAUGUCUCCAACGCUGCUGCUGCUGCUGCUGCUGCUGCCGCUGCUGCAGCUGCUGCCGAGGCAGACAACCUCCCUGUUUACAUCUGCCACCAGGAGCCAAGGAAUGGGCCCAUCAACAACCUGGGCAACGAGGGUGCUGAAGUCAUCGCUCUGGAAAUCAUUGAGCAAGAGUCAUCCGCUUGAAUGUGAAGCAAAUGCAGCAUCGUGAUCACUGAGCCUUCAUUUCCUGGGAAAAAGACAGACCAUGCAUUCCAAGUGAUCCCCAUCCUCCCAGGAGCUGAACAUAUCAUUUGUGAAGAAUUAUUAAGCAAAUUUGUCCAUAGUGAAUCUGAAGAAAGUUAUACUUGGUACUAUUGCUGUGGGAGACAGGCUAGGAAUGGAGUCUCCCACUGCAACUUGUGAACUCCAUCUUUCAUCCAGUACUGAGAUGCAGAUGUCAUAGUAGUGCAAGCAAAGUGUCCAACAAAAACACAAUUAAAUUGAUCUUGUUCAGAUACAGGGUGCUCCUUGUUAACCUUGAGCCAUUUAUACCUUUGAAAAAUUAAAAUUGCUGUCAAUAGUUUUCUUUUUAACUGGACUUUGAAUUAGAAUAUUUCUGUAUUUGGCUAUAGAUCAGAUUUUUAAUUUUUUUAAUUUCAGUCAAUUCUGAUGUUACUCAGAUGUUUUACCAUCCACACAAUUGUAAGCUGUAUAAAUUACAUGACCUCUGCAAGAUGAAAUGACUUUCUAAUACAGAGAUGACUAAGCACGUGUGGAAAAAGAACUGCCUUUGGUAGGAAGAUGUAAUGUUUUGAAUGACAAUGAAAUUUAGAGACAAUUUGCUUGAAUCAUUAGAUGGACCAAUUUAUUAAUUGGUGUAUUAACAUUGUAUGCUCAGCUUGGUUUUGGAUAAUCCUGUCCAAUGGGCAGCUUCUAACUGCUUUGAGGAAGUGACUUUCACAUUGAAUGUGCUUUGGUGGCUAAUGUUUAUAAGUUGGGAGGUCACAAAGAAUCCAUCACUAAAUUUCUCACAAAACUGCCAAAAAUAUAAUUCCUAGUGGAAGAGAAAACUCUCUUUAAAGAGAGUUUCCUAAGCUCUAGGAUUUAUAAAGCAAAACACUUCAAGGUUUAUAAAGCAGAUUACCUCUUGCCCUUGGGUGCUAUCUAGCAGUAAAAGAUAAAUUUGCUUAAGACUGGUAAUUAAAAGACUCCAUAUAAGUCCAUUAACUGCCUUCCACCCAGCUUAAAGCUUAAUAAGAUCUUAGUCUUUUCCAGAAAGAUUCACUAGGGCUAGUUAGAAAUCAGUUUCUAGUUGACCUCUUGUUUGCUGCUAUUAGCAAAACAAGAGGAAAAAAAUGUAACUGCUACAGGUUUGACCAUAUACCAAUUCAUUUAAGAUAAUAGUAGAGUUUCUCAUUAAAACCCAGUAUUAUAUUCCCACAUCACUCUUUACUUCCUCCCUUAAAAAUCUUUGAAAAUCCCUGAAUGAACCAGUAUCAUUGCUGGCACCUGAAAUUAAUUUGUGAAUUUGCAACAUAAUCAGUUACCAUUAUAUAAUUUGCAUGCUAAAUGAGGAGAUACAUUGAAAGCCUCCAAAUCUCAAAUCUUAUCUGUGUCAUCCUAUCCCACUACCUUUCAGAAAUGAUUUAGUUGUGGAAGGACAAAAAAAUAUUGACUUAUUCUGGUUACAUAUUUUGUGCACCCAAAGAAAAUUAUAUUUCUUCAGUGAAAAUGCAUUUUGGAUACUAAGUAGUUUAAGUCUCCUUUACUGAAUGUAAGGGAGGUGUUGAAAAGAAGGUAUUUUUCCAGUCAUAGUAUUUAUGUAGUGGUAUUCCUAUUUUUGUUUACAACAUGGAAAAACAGAGUAUUAUAGGCAGCUCUAGUACAAAUGUGAUAAUAUAUUGCUAAGAUAUUCUAGAUGUUAUUGUGCUAAUAUAGUAGGGGCUGAAAAAAUCCAAACAGCUUGCCGUAGAAUUGCACAUAGUGUCAAAAUUAUGUGAAAUGCUUAUGCUAUGUAUAUGUAUAAAUUAAUACAGAGUGUGUUACAAGCAAAAAGAUGUACAUUUGCCUAUUUUUCUAAAAAAAUAUAUUCUU
Talpa occidentalis (Iberian mole) is the source of this 3623-nucleotide messenger RNA. It is a transcript of the gene CALCR, whose product is annotated as calcitonin receptor. Gene Ontology annotation, molecular function: amylin receptor activity; calcitonin receptor activity. The coding region runs from base 279 to 1733 and encodes 484 amino acids. Gene Ontology annotation, biological process: cell surface receptor signaling pathway; adenylate cyclase-activating G protein-coupled receptor signaling pathway; positive regulation of cytosolic calcium ion concentration. The record is from RefSeq and is a predicted model, not a curated record. The transcript has 14 exons. NCBI's taxonomy places the organism in Eukaryota, Metazoa, Chordata, Mammalia, Eulipotyphla, Talpidae. Gene Ontology annotation, cellular component: axon; plasma membrane.